Hippocampus comes (tiger tail seahorse) is the source of this 1784-nucleotide messenger RNA. It is a transcript of the gene vti1b, whose product is annotated as vesicle transport through interaction with t-SNAREs 1B. Gene Ontology annotation, cellular component: endoplasmic reticulum membrane; ER to Golgi transport vesicle membrane; Golgi apparatus. Gene Ontology annotation, biological process: vesicle fusion with Golgi apparatus; macroautophagy; intracellular protein transport. The record is from RefSeq and is a predicted model, not a curated record. The coding region runs from base 147 to 812 and encodes 221 amino acids. Lineage: Eukaryota; Metazoa; Chordata; Actinopteri; Syngnathiformes; Syngnathidae. Gene Ontology annotation, molecular function: SNARE binding; SNAP receptor activity. The transcript is spliced from 6 exons.
UGAUCAGGAGGACUUCUUUGCCACUAGAUCACGAGGACCAUCAUGCGGAAAUAAUUUGGCUUUCUCAUAAUUUGACCCAACUACUUGAGUUGACAUCCUUAAUAACCCCUCAAAAGGAGCUAGAAUUGAGUCGUUGGUCAAUUACCAUGUCGUCGGAGGAAUUUGAAAAGUUGCACGAAAUCUAUAGGUCCUUGUACGAGGAGCUAAAGCGAAUGCCGGAGAGGCUGCUGAGGAGCAAUGGAGAGGAGAAAAAGAGCUUGUUGAGGGCCUUCGACGAGAGGAAAGAGGAGGCGGAGGAAAUUCUGCAGGGGAUGGACGAGGAGCUGCGCGACGCUCCGCCCUCCUACCGAAAUUCCAUGAGAACGAAGCUGCGUCUCUACCAGCGCGACCUCGCCAAGCUGCAGCGGGAUGUCAAGAAUUCGGCGCCGCCGCAGUCGGACGGGAGUCACGGUGGCAUCUAUUCAUCGCAAAACCAACAAAGCACGCACGUCCAGUCGCAGCGGGCCUUGCUCCUCCAGGGCACCGAGUCCCUGAAUAACGCCACGCAGAGCAUCGAGCGCAGUCAGCGCCUCGCCGCCGAGUCGGAGCACAUCGGCACCGACAUCAUCGAGGAGCUCGGCGGGCAACGGGAGCAACUGGAUCGGGCCAGGGACCGACUGGUAAAUACAGGAGAGAACCUCAGUCGCACGCGGAAAAUCCUUCGUUCUAUGUCUCGACGGCUCAUGACAAACAAGCUGCUGCUGGCUGUCAUCAUUCUCAUGGAACUGGCGAUUCUGGGUGCUGUCGUUUACCUCAAGUUCUUUCGGCGAUGAGGGUGAAGGAGGGGGGAAAAAGCCUUCGGUCCAGACCUGCUUUCGGGUCCACGAGGUCUUACCGAUUGUUCGGCUUUCGAUGAGGAUUCCUCACCCCAUGGGUUACAGAAUCAAACAUGCACUAUUUGAUCAGACUGUGAAGACAGAGAAAUCCCUCUGGAAGAAAGUUCCGGACAUCUGCGGACCAGAAAAUGAUGUGCGGUGAAGGCGGCACUGGACCCACAACGUGGUCUAUGGCAGCCUGUGUUGAACUGAGGUACUUUGUUUAGCAAUAGUCAAGAUCAGAACACACAGCACAGUUUCUGUCUUCAUUUGUUUUCAACAACUUUGCUUUGUAUUGCUCAGGUUAUUUAUUAUUAUGCUCUCAUCACUAUACCCCCAAAAAGUUGCUCUGUUCAACGUUUCGAUACAGAUCGCUCUUAUUUCUGAAGGCCAAACAGCUUUGAUCACAGUCAGCUUUGGCAAAUCUUUUUCGACUUUUUGUUGCCUUUUUUUUUUUUACUUAAAAAAAGUUUGCCAGGUAUUUUCACUGCGACGAUCUUUCUAUUGUUAGCCCUUUCGCACUGCAUGGUGACGGCAUCAGAGGUAGAGCCGUCAUUUCUUGAAGCUCGUGACGCUGGUGUCAGACGAGCACUUUCUGGUCCACCCCAACAAAAAACAUCUCUUCUGCAUUUUAUGGCAAGAAGUCCAGUAAAUAUGAUGACAUAUGGAUUGAGCACUGAUUUGGCCAUUUUCGAGUGUGAAGCCAAACUGGUGUUUGGAGGCGCACGGCCCGACUGAGCUGCUGGACUAACACUAGCAAUCGCACCACCCUGGUGUGAGAAUUGCCAACUCGCAUUGUUUUAAAGCCUUCAUGAUUCAUGACAACUACGGUUUUCACUUUAUUUGGAAUUAUUUAAUUCGUUGAUCAGAUUGUGAAUUGUUUCCCAAAUGAGUGAUUCUUCCAAGUACCUGCUUUCCCUUUUAGCCCUU